Anoplophora glabripennis (Asian longhorned beetle) is the source of this 2100-nucleotide messenger RNA. RefSeq names its product nose resistant to fluoxetine protein 6-like. The coding region runs from base 39 to 1877 and encodes 612 amino acids. Gene Ontology annotation, molecular function: acyltransferase activity, transferring groups other than amino-acyl groups. The transcript is spliced from 9 exons. Lineage: Eukaryota; Metazoa; Arthropoda; Insecta; Coleoptera; Cerambycidae. The record is from RefSeq and is a predicted model, not a curated record.
GCUCAACAACUGCUGUACUCCGUGGAAGCAUAUACAAUAUGGGAGAUUUUGCACAAUGCCUAACUGCAAGAGCUCCUUUUCCAACACAAUACUGCCUAACGGUCGUCACAGCUAAUGUCCCACAACCAAAAACUACUAGAAAUCCAUUCUCGCUCUAUUUUGAUCCAAACGACUCAGUGGUCACUAAGUUGUAUAAAUUUGACGAUGUUACCCAGCAGUCCAGAAAUGUGGUCAAAAUGGGAUGGUGUCUUCCAGCAUCUUGCACGCCUUCAAAUAUCGAAAUAUACACCAAUGACUAUUUUAGUAAAAUUGACCACCCUCUGAAAGAAGAGAAUGUUACUUUUACAAUAAAAAUUUCGUCAAAGGCGUGCACAUCGUCAAAUUCACAGCGAGGCUUUGAUGGGUUGGACAUUUCAUUCUGCAUAUUAACUACAGUUUUGGUAUUACUAGUAAUUUUUUCAACUACUUGGGAAUAUUGUAAGGACAGCGACAAAUCUCAUAACAGUUCAUUCUUGCAUAGAAUAUUCCUGGCCUUUUCUGCCAAGACAAAUUUUCCACAACUAAAUAAAGCCGAAAGUUCUAACGAAUCUCUAAGUAUUUUGUAUGGGAUAAGGACGUUUUCCAUUUUCAUGAUCAUUCUGGAUCACAGAUUUGGAACCUUUGUUGGAGGGGCUGUUUCAAACGUCGACUACAUUGAACAGAAUUACAGGAAUACGCUAGUUUCUUACAUUUUCCAUGGGGAUUUGUUUGUUGACACUUUCUUUGUCAUAAGUGGACUGUUGGUGGUAUACAACUUGUUGAAUACAUUUGACAAAAAAUACAUAAAUCCAGGUUUAAUAAUAUUUAUGAGGUAUUUAAGAUUGACUCCAGCAUACGCUUUUGUUUUAUUUUAUGCCUGUACUCUAUUUUAUAAGAGUGGGAACGGACCUUUAUGGAAAGCUAUUGUUGGAUCGGAGGUACAGGACUGCAGAAAAAACUUGUGGGCUUCUUUGUUGUACAUUUCAAAUUAUUUUGAUACACCUCACAUGUGCCUGCCCCAUACUUGGUACCUACCCUGCGACUUCCAUUAUUUUAUCGUGGCUAUUGGACUGGUCUUAAUUAUCAGGAAAGAUAAGAAAUACGGUUUGGCAAUGGUCUUUAUUUUAACUAUUGUUUCAUUUUUAAUACCGUUCGUGCUCAUCCUAGUAUACGAAAGUUCGGCCUUUCUUAGAUUCCUGCCUGAUUUUCUGCGACACCCAAAAACGCAUAGGGAUUAUGAGCUGCUCUAUAUCAAGUCCCAUGUUAGAGCUACGCCGUAUUUCAUAGGGAUGUUAGCUGGCUACACGUAUUAUAGAAUGAAAGGAUCUGGAAGGAUACUUUCUACGCGUUACACAACAGUCUUAGCCUUGCUUUCCGUCUUUCUUCUGAUGGUAUGCAUGUACGGUGGAGUCGUUUUCUAUGACCCCUACCAUAAGUACAACGCUUUAGAGUCUGCUUCUUACGGAGCCCUUCACAGGACCAUAUGGGCCCUUGGAAGUUUUGGAAUAAUGUACACUGUCAGUUUUGGCACGUUUACAUUCCUGCAUAAGUGUCUGUCGUGGAGUCCGUGGAUUCCGUUGAGCAAAUUGGUUUUCGGAGCGUAUUUGUGGCACUUCUUAUUCCAGAUAAGGGCGCUGGGCAAAGAGAACAGCACGAUGGUUUUUAAUUUCUUCGAUGUGAUUUUAUAUGGACUUGGGGACAUAUGUCUAGCAUUUAUGCUAGCUCUUGGACUUUAUUUAACUGUGGAAACGCCCAUGAGACGAAUAUUGAAGGAAAUAUUCUUUCCAAACAAACCAAAAAAAGAUGAAAUCAAAACUGAAGAAUAUUCUGCAACCACGAGGGAAGUUAGCAAAGUAUAGCUUAAAAUAUCCAUUGCGGUAGAAUGUAGAGAAGAGGAAACUUGGAGGUGUUUAUUACUACCCUAAAUAUUAUUGUUACGUAAACGAUUAAUAACUUCUAACAAAGGGAGUAGAACUUAAUAGACUUAGAAUAAUGUCUGUAUCAGAAAAAAGCCUGAAAUUGAUAGUCUGCUUAUUUUUUAUACGUUAGGUAUGAAAGAUCUUCAAUUAAAUAAAUGCUUUA